UAUUUUUGCCAAUAUUCUUUUUUUCUUAACCAAUCCAAGAGAAUUUAAAGAAGUUCUAGAGAAGUCUAGUAACAAGCCAUUUAGUAUUUCCAGAUUAUUCUCCUCUACCCUUUAUAUUUUCAUCACUCACAUUUGCUCUUUAUUCUGAUUUUGAGUUUGAAACUUCAUUUAUCAAAUAUAAUUAUAAACAUGGCUCACUGCUUAUCAAGAUUUCCAAUUUCUCAACCUAUUUCAUUUUCAAACAAUCCAAAAUAUUCCAAUUACUCUCUUCCAAUUUCUAGUAGAAAACAUCAUGGUAAUUAUAAGAAAUUGAAGGUCAUGGUUGUUGAUGAAAGACACAAUCUUGAUCACUUACAAAGACAAAACAAGGCUCCUCAACCUAGAAAAAGAUCACCCCAAAUGGCCCCUGUUGGCUUAUGGGAUAGGUUUCCAACAGCAAGGACAGUGCAACAAAUGAUGGACACAAUGGACAGAGUCAUGGAGGACCCUCUUGCUUUUAAUGGAGGUUGGGUUGCAGGGCCAUCGACUGAUGAUGUCGGGUACAAAAGGGGAAGGACACCAUGGGAGAUAAAAGAAAGUGAAGCAGAAUACAAAAUGAGGUUUGACAUGCCAGGAAUGACCAAAGAAGAUGUAAAAGUUUGGUUAGAAGAGAAAAUGUUGGUUGUCAAAGCUGAAAAAAGGGUCAAGAAUAAUGGAAAAGAGGAAGAAGAAUGGUCAGCUAAGAGCUAUGGAAAAUAUAAUACAAGAAUUGCUUUGCCUGAGAAUAUUGACUUUGAAAAGAUUAAGGCUGAGGUUAAAGAUGGUGUCUUGUAUAUUACUAUACCUAAGGCUAGUAGUAAUCCCAAAGUUUUUGACAUUAAUGUUCAAUAAACAAUUUUGAUGUAUUGAUCCCAAGUUCAAUUUCCUCUUUGGUAAAUUGAAAUUCCUCUUUUUAAUUUUA
This is a messenger RNA of Solanum tuberosum (potato), 940 nucleotides long. Its product is annotated as small heat shock protein, chloroplastic-like. Lineage: Eukaryota; Viridiplantae; Streptophyta; Magnoliopsida; Solanales; Solanaceae. The transcript is spliced from 3 exons. The record is from RefSeq and is a predicted model, not a curated record. Gene Ontology annotation, biological process: response to heat. The coding region runs from base 190 to 870 and encodes 226 amino acids.